AUGCUGGCCAAGCGAGGUAAGAGACUCGGAGUCGAAUUCAUUGCAGGUGAAUCGGGGACCGUGACGGGCUUCAUCCGGGAUCCCAACAACACCAAAACCGUCAUUGGCGUGCGCACGGCAAACCGGACCAUCUGGAAAGCCAAGAAAGUCAUCGUCUCCGUGGGGGCAUACUCGGAAACGUUGCUCGACUUCAAGAACCAGCUGCACGCGGUGGGAUACCCCGUCACGCAUAUACGCAUGACCGAGGAACAGUACCAGCGGUACAAGGACCUGCCCGUGGUCGCCAUCACGCGUUGA
This is a messenger RNA of Ilyonectria robusta, 297 nucleotides long. RefSeq lists its product as uncharacterized. The record is from RefSeq and is a predicted model, not a curated record. The transcript has 2 exons. Bases 1 to 297 code for a protein of 98 amino acids. NCBI's taxonomy places the organism in Eukaryota, Fungi, Ascomycota, Sordariomycetes, Hypocreales, Nectriaceae.